This is a messenger RNA of Vitrella brassicaformis, 2793 nucleotides long. Lineage: Eukaryota; Vitrellaceae. The record is from the annotation of a GenBank genome assembly.
AUUUUUUUGAUGCAUUGAACAGCAACCUUUUGCUGUCGACUGCGUCUGUUCCAGAAUGUGCCACUGCGAUGCAGCGUGUGCCGCCAACACCAUUCUGCUCAACUCGCCCGGCACCGUUCGCCGGUACCUGCAGGACAAAUACCCCUCCGGCCUCAGCCUCCCAGACGCCCUCGGCCGUGACAGCAACAGUGACGCCUGUUUGCCUUUGUGCCGUUCGACCUCGGCGAGGAGAGGCGCAUCGGCCAGAUACCCAUGGGCAAGCCCUAGGGCAAGCCGCUGGAGGAGGCUCCCGAGGUGGGGGUCUUCGUCGUCGAGCAGUGGCGGAGGGAGGGGCGGGGGCUGGCCGGGUCUGACCCACCCACCGCGAGCCGCUACCAGAACCUGUAUCGGCGGCUCGACACGGUCCUGGACGAGUGGGCGGCGGGGGGAUACGUCGUGUGCGUCGACGGACAGCGGGUGGAAAUGGUGGUGGACGGCGAGGCCAUGGUCGUCUUUGAAGCCGGCCCCGCCCUGCAGCACUCACUCUCCUGUAGGACAGACUUGCUCCUGAGCCUGGCCACGGCUGCGGGCAUCCAUCUCAACGGCAAAGAGGAUGAGGUGCUGUACGGCAAGGAGCGGCUGCUCGCGUGGCGGCACACGCUCCCCCAGCUGCAGGACGCCGCCGUCCGGCUGGACGACAGUGCAGCCCCAGGCGUCUCUCCAUCGCUCAUGGCCAUCGGCACAUACGUCGUGGGUGUGAUGAUGGACGUGUCGACGAAGGCCCUCCAGCCCCUCCCCGAGCAGCGGUGCAGCCUCAGCGAACUUCUGCUGCCCCUGGAGAAGGCGCUGCUCCACAUCAACCACCACGACAUUGACAAGGUGGCCUUGAUGGGGGACCCUUCAUAGCGCUUGAGGGAGAUGAUCGCCUCCAGCUGUCAUCAAAGGACGAGGCAGACGUGCAGGAGGUAGGUGGACAUACACACACUCCGGGAUGGGGUGCAUCUCUAGAGGAGCUGACAUGCCUGAAUGAGCGGUGGAUUGGUCUGUGUGUGUGUCUCUCCUGCCUGCGGUCCAGAUGUUCGCUGUCACGCCUGCUGCAGAGGACACCGGGAGCGGCGUGCCAUUCCAGAAGGUAGAGCAACACGUUACACAACGCACCUUUAUAUGCGCCUCUGGCUGGGUGUGUGUGUCUGAUGGUGUGACAGAUCGUGACCGCUGCCUCUCCGAGUGGCUCCCAAGACGGCCAGAGCGCCAAGGAGAAGGACGACUGGGCCAAGGUACUGUACGCACACGGGCGGUAGGCCGGUGCCACAAUUGUUGGUCUCUCUCUCUCUCUCUCUCUGCGUGUUUGUGUGUGUGUGUGUGUGUGUGUGCAGAUGUUGGACCCCCGGCCUGCCGAGACAUCAGGCGCCGCGACAUUCGAAAAGGUGAGAAAAACCCUGCCUGUCUGUCGAUGGCUGGAUGUCUGAACGUAUAUGCAUAUGUAUGUGUCUUGUUUGACAGAUCAUCACUGUCGGCGUCCCCACCAGUGCCGCUGCAGCCGCGGCAGCGUCACCAUCAAGUAGCGAAGAUGUACGUAUCACGAAGCCAAACAGACAAGGCGUGCACCCACUCGUUCAUGGCGUGUAUGUGUUGACGGAUGGGCUCAUGGAUGGCUGUAGGCGUCGCGUGUGUCUAGUUCCCGUGUUGACGUCGGCAGACCCUCGGCCGCCCCUGGCGCUCCAUCUGCUCCAUCGUCUGUGCUGUCGCUCUCCCAGCACCCCCAUCCCUCUGUUCCCACACGGCCUCCUCCCCUCCACGCAGGACAGCCCAGUGGUGGCAGCUCGGCGAUGCGCGUGUUGGGUGGGCCGGCACCUGCAAUGCCGCUGGGCGGUGCCAACGGGUCGACUGAGGGUACUGUGGAGCGGGGUGGAGCGGGGCGCGACAGACCAUCACAUGAGAGCUGCUCAGGUACGCAACCGUAUACCGAUGCGCACCCAUCGUCUUUGUCUGUCUGCGUGUAUGCGUCUGUCUGUGCAUGCAGGGGGGUGUGGACAAUACUUCUGCGGCAGGCGCAUCGGCUCCUCGUACCGUGUGGGGUCCUCUUGGCUCGCAGACGGACGUGCAGCAGCCCUCCCGGCCCCCUGGGCUGACGCCAUCGUCUCCUAGUGCUGCUGCUGCUGGACCAGCACCGCCGCCUCAGGUACGUUACGACUGCACGGUCCGCACCAUCAGCAUACAGACACAAACACGCUUUCAUCGAUGCGUGUGUGUGUGUGUCCCGUGUUGUUUGCCUCCGUGCAUGCCACACCUGUGUCGACUGGGGGAGUGCCGAGCGGCCCUUCGGCAGCACGGCGUCGCUUGCUGCCAUCCCGAACAACACACAGAGGCCGGUGAGGGCGACCACGAACAAAACACACACACACACACACACACGACCACGAACUUGAAUGCACACUUCUCAGAAGUCUCAUGUCUGUCCGUCUGCCUGUCUGUCUUUGUGGCAAGAAGAUGAAUCGUUGCCUACAUCUUUAUAUCCCGAUCGUAACUUUCUCAAGCAGCCCAGCCAGCCAGCCCCAGUCCAGUCCCGUCAACCUCAACACGCACAUCGACACGCCCAAGUCCAUCGACACACAGACUCAGUGUGAGCAGAACCAACCCACACACAAACACACAGACAGACCAAUGCAUGCAUGUCUCACUUCUCUGUCUGUCUGUCUGUCUGUCUGUCUGUGACACGUGUCAGUCAAUGACUGACCUCUCUCUGUUUCGUGUGUGUCCUGCAGUCGAGCAGUGUCAAUGCUCAGGACACAAUGCAAUGCAUGAGCAGCCGAU